CUAGACAAUUUUUUUUCUUGGCGGAAAUGAUCUUCCAUACAAAGAUGACAAAAAAAAAAUAUUUCUCCAGCUGUGAGCUAACAAUAGCUAAAUGUGGAGCUACUGUACCAUUUCCACACGGUUCUACAUGGAGUGUGGAGUCUCUAUUAGUUUUAUAAUAAGUGAGGAGGAAGAGGAGGACCGUGUGUUUGAACUGCGAACUAAGGAGGCAGGUAGAAUCCAACAGGUGCGUCAUGUAGAACUUCGUACCCGGAAGGAAAAAGACUCAAACAAAGAGACUCCGUCUUCAGCCUCGACGACGGAAAGUCGGCAUAGAGAACAUGGCUCUGGAGCCCUGACAGCUGAACUGCACUGAUCAAGUAUUGAUGGAGCCAGGAGCAGAGCCUGAUAGUUUGAGUCCUGUGCCAAAACACAAGCUUUGAUUUUAGUCUGCAGCUUAAUGAAGUCUACCGGCACACAGAAUGAAUAGUUGCUACCCAGUUAUGGAAAUCUAACACACGUGAUCUUGUUGACUGUCACUAUGGGGCUUAUUGCUAGGAUACCACAGAUGAGCUGCCUGCAUUUUUAUGUCUCUGUAGAUUUGAAUGUCACUUCCUCUUUUCUUCUUCUUCUUCCUUAUCUUGAAGGAUAAUGUUUUAAUUUGAAUGUUUUAUUAAGUAAUAAAUACAUUAAAGUAAUAAAA
Messenger RNA from Morone saxatilis (striped sea-bass), 682 nucleotides. It is a transcript of the gene smim22, whose product is annotated as small integral membrane protein 22. The record is from RefSeq and is a predicted model, not a curated record. NCBI's taxonomy places the organism in Eukaryota, Metazoa, Chordata, Actinopteri, Moronidae. Gene Ontology annotation, biological process: regulation of cell population proliferation.